ACACACAAAAUAGAAACUACCGUACACUGCAACCGACCGGAUCGUCGUGCACCUACCGUCGUGUAGCCGUUUUUCGCAUCAGAAAACCUUCUGCCACUGUCGUUGACCGUCGUCGUCAUCAGUCGUCGCUGUCGUGGAGGAAAAUUUGCCCGCCACCAACACCCCCUUACCGACCACCGCAUUCUAUUGUGCAAAAGAUUUCCCCGUGAAAACUGUGAACUCGCUGUGGGUGUGUGCUGUGAGUGGUUAAGCUUAACCCCGUGAAGAAGAAGCACUUUCCCUCCGGAUUCCGAUUUUCUCGACCGAAUUUGUUCAAUUUUCCAACCAUGGCUUCGUACGGUUGUUGCGGUUGCGGUGUCUCGUGUUAAUAAAGGGGGUGGCAAAACAGAUUUCCUUGCGGCAUGGCACCACCAACAACGAUGCAGGCGCGUGGCGUUCGCUCAAGGCAGCAGUUUUACGGUACUAUGAAGCCUUCCGCUAGCGCACCGGACACCAGCCCGACGACGACAACGACAACGACGACAGCAGCAGCACCAAUAUCCAUCGGCUUCCGACGAGCGGCCGCAUCAGUAGUGGCAACAGAGCGAGCAGUGGCGGCCGCAGCCGUACUAGCAGCGCACGGCACGCGACAUCCGGUCACGCUGGAACAGUCCCCCCGUCCACGGCGGUGGCAUCUUCUACCUCAGCGAUCACCACCAACUCCAGCGCGCAGCACCGAGCGGCACCGAGUGCGUUACUUUCCAUUUCGUUCCGUGCCCGCCGCACUCUAGCCGUAGGGAUUCGGUCCUGUUUUUACUGGUUUGCUUGUUUUGACGUGAUUCAAUCUAAUCUCCCGCAUCUAAUGCAACUGACUGAUGGUGUGCGUCUGAGUGUGUGCGUGCCAAAGGGAUAACGCGAGUGUAAAUACCCGAUAAGUGAGUGCGUUGUUAGUAUGCAAGCAGCAAAAAAGUGACACUUCCUCCACCCGUUACACACAUACUUACGAAACCCAAUUGGCCCAAGGUGUCAGCAAACCACUCGCAGGACGGCGGCAGCUUCUAGCAUCCUUAGCACAGGCGCACAGGUGUGUAGCCACGGGUUACGGGUUAUCCAAGUGUGCGAGCAUCACACCACACGCGCAUCGAUAGAACAGUGCACAGUGCCUAGUCAUCAAAACACCUUCGCGAGCGCGAGCGAGAGAGAGAGAAAAUUGGGCUUUCAUCCGCACCUUGGUGAUCCUCGUCGCCUUGGGCUGUGUGGUUUGUGGUGUGUUUACAAACGAAAGAGUGGCCACGAUGGAGGUACAGAACGCGCCAACGACUGGCGGUGGUGGUAGUACGCCCACUGUGUGGGUGUUCGGAUAUGGGUCCCUGUGCUGGUAUCCGGGUUUCGAGUACACGGACUGCAUUACCGGCUACAUCCGCGGGUACGUGCGCCGGUUCUGGCAGGGCAAUGUGACGCACCGUGGGACCAAGGAGAAGCCGGGUCGCGUGGCCACUUUAAUCGAGGACAAAGAGGGUAUCACAUGGGGCUGUGCAUUUAGGGUGACCGGAAGCCACGCGCUGGACUAUCUGCAGCAGCGCGAAUGCACCCUCGGCGGAUACGUGACCGAGUACAUCAAGUUCUACCCCCGGAUCGCAACCGAACAGUCCGGCAUCAGUGGGGAAGCAUUUCCGGCCCUCGUCUACAUCGCGACGCCCAAGAACGAGCACUGGAUCGGCGAGGAACCGUUGCUGGUGACGGCCCGCCAAAUCGUCGAGUGCCGCGGCCCGAGCGGCCACAACGUCGAGUACCUGGUGCGGCUGGCCAUGUUCAUGCGGGACGAGCUGCCGGGCGCGUGCGACGAGCAUUUGUUCGAGCUCGAGGGGCUCGUGCGCCGGUUCGUGGCGGAAGCGAACGUGCAGCUGGAGCUGCUGCUGGUCGGAAACGUUACACCUCACCGGAUCCGGCGCGAUACGCAUGAGGAGGUGCGGCGCCACGUCACGUUCGAGUACACGUCGCGCGUUCCCGAUACCAAGCUGCGCUGUUUGCACAUCUAAACCUCCUCCUCCCCCGCCCCGCGGUCCUGUCCGAUACUCAUUGAACGCCAUUUAAUUAGUACUUUGCUUUAAAGUUCUUUUCUACGAAACGCACAAAGAGAAGCAACACUCACGCGCGCGUGAAUCCGAUUGGUGGGUGUGCGUGUGUAUGAGCGCGUGUUUCCUUUUUUACAAUACAAAACAAACAAAAAUCCCUAGCCUUAAGACUGCUACCACUGAACGCUACUACUACUACUACUACAGUUGACUAUAAAGUGUUUUAUGUUAUAAUGAAA
Molecule: messenger RNA, 2293 nt
Organism: Anopheles arabiensis
Lineage: Eukaryota; Metazoa; Arthropoda; Insecta; Diptera; Culicidae
Product: glutathione-specific gamma-glutamylcyclotransferase 1
Exons: 4
Coding region: 1275-2018 (247 amino acids)
Biological process (GO): glutathione catabolic process
Cellular component (GO): cytoplasm
Molecular function (GO): gamma-glutamylcyclotransferase activity; glutathione specific gamma-glutamylcyclotransferase activity
Source: RefSeq, a predicted model, not a curated record